AUGAGGUCGUUAGGAGAGCGAUUAAAUCUCCUCCGGGAGCUCAUCAACUUGCGAUGCGGGCCCGGUGCGGCAAUCCUCCCUCCCGAAGUGACGAGGAUACACAUGGACUUUGCGCUCAAGUUCAAUGGCGGUCAUAUGGGGCCCAGGAAAUUCUGGCGCGAAUGCCUCCCCCGGCUCAAGUUCCACAACCCAGCCAUCCCCAUGAUUAUCAACCGGCACGACCAAAACCAAAACCGUCCCGUCAUGACCAUCUACAUGCGCGACAAUGCCAAACCCUUGUCCGACGACGCCGCGCCGCCUCAAGCUAUCCAACCGCCCUCCUCCCGCACCAACCUCUCCAAGGCGCUGCCAGCAGGCCCGGACGAGCGCAUCGUGCAAAUCGACAUGACGAAGCGAAUGUCGACCGAGAUUCUGCAGUUCUUCAUCGCCGAGACUCGUGCCCAGGCGCUCCCAACCACCAAGGAGGACAUCGCCGAGCUGCAGGCCAUUGAGGCUCACAAGAAGCAGGCGGCCGUGGACCGUGAGCAGAUGCGCCAGCUGAGAGCAGAGAUGAAGAAGGAGCAAGAGAUGUUGAAGAGAGCCCGGGCGGCGGGCGGCAUGGGAGAGGAAGAAGAUGCUUAG
Hirsutella rhossiliensis is the source of this 621-nucleotide messenger RNA. RefSeq names its product mitochondrial ribosomal protein. The record is from RefSeq and is a predicted model, not a curated record. Gene Ontology annotation, molecular function: structural constituent of ribosome. Lineage: Eukaryota; Fungi; Ascomycota; Sordariomycetes; Hypocreales; Ophiocordycipitaceae. Gene Ontology annotation, cellular component: mitochondrion. The transcript has 3 exons. The coding region runs from base 1 to 621 and encodes 206 amino acids.